GUGGGCUAAACCUCGUCCAAGACACCUAGGCACUGCCACCAUCCUGGCCAAGAUGGGCUUGCUGUUCCUUGUCUUGCUGCUGUCACUUUCCUGCGUCUUGGGACUGCCAUUCUACAAUGGCUUCUACUAUUCCCAUGGCCCGCAUGGCAGGACCCUGAGCGAUGGCUACGGGGAAGGCCUUUUCAGUGGAGUAAAGCUGGUGGUGGAGACAACCGAGGAGUCCCUGUUCAGUCACCGGGGAGCCACUGUGACACUGCCCUGCCACUACCACUAUGAGCCGGCCCUGGCGUCCCCGAGACAUGUGCGUGUGAAGUGGUGGAGGUCAUCAGAGAACGGGUCCCCGGAGCAGGAUGUGCUCGUGGCCAUCGGGCCGAGGCACCGCUCCUUCGGGGACUACCAAGGGCGAGUACAACUGAGGCAGGACACACAGCAGGAAGUCUCGCUGGAGCUCAGGGACCUGCGGUUGGAGGACUCUGGGCGCUACCGCUGCGAGGUCACUGAUGGGCUGGAGGACCAGAGUGGCCUGGUAGAGCUGGAGCUUCGGGGCGUGGUUUUUCCCUACCAGUCCUCCAAAGGGCGCUACCAGCUCAACUUCCACGAGGCCCAACAGGCCUGCCGGGAGCAGGAUGCUGUGGUGGCUUCCUUUGAGCAGCUCUUCCGUGCCUGGGAGGAGGGCCUGGAUUGGUGCAACGCCGGCUGGCUGCAGGACGCCUCUGUCCAGUACCCUAUAGCGCUGCCCCGGCAGCCUUGUGGAGGCCUCGGCUUGGCGCCGGGUGUUCGCAGCUAUGGCCAGCGCCACCGCCGCCUGCACCGCUAUGAUGUGUUCUGCUUCGCUGCUGCCCUCAAGGGGUGGGUGUACUACCUGGAGCACCCUGAGAAGUUAACACUGCAGGAGGCCAGGGAGGCCUGCCUGGAAGACGGCACACAGAUCGCUACGGUGGGCCAGCUCUUUGCUGCUUGGAAGUUCCGUGGCCUGGAUCGCUGUGAUGCUGGCUGGCUGGCGGAUGGAAGUGCCCGCUACCCCAUAGUUCACCCACGCCCCAACUGUGGGCCCCCCGAGCCAGGAGUACGGACAUUUGGCUUCCCAGAUCCACAUGCCCGCUAUGGUGUCUACUGUUACCGCCAGCAUUAGCAGAGUGGCCAGCUGUGCGUUCGUCCCGCCCCCCGACUUCCUGACACAAGGGUCCACCUUGCCUUUUGGGAGUUGGGGCAUUGCUUGUAUUAUUUUUAUAUUUUCCAACUUAAACAUAUUGUUUUGUUUUGCUUCUCGAGACAGGGUUUCUCUGUGUAACAGUCCUAGCUGUCCUGGAACUCACUUUGUAGGCCAGGCUGGCCUCAAACUCACUGAGAUCUGCCUGUCUCUGCCUCCCAAGUGCUUGGAUUAAAGGUGUGUGCCACCACCACUUGGCAAUUUAAACAGUUUUUUUUUUAAAGAUUUUUUUUUUUUCAGAUCUAACUCUCAAUUUUCUUGGCAUCCCUUUCUGGGACAUUUGAGGUCCACUGACCUUUAAAAGGCUCUGCCACAUUCUGGUACAGCUGGCAUCCCUAACCCAAGGA
Messenger RNA from Microtus ochrogaster (prairie vole), 1557 nucleotides. It is a transcript of the gene Hapln3, whose product is annotated as hyaluronan and proteoglycan link protein 3. Gene Ontology annotation, biological process: glial cell differentiation; skeletal system development; cell adhesion. The record is from RefSeq and is a predicted model, not a curated record. Gene Ontology annotation, cellular component: synapse; perineuronal net. Lineage: Eukaryota; Metazoa; Chordata; Mammalia; Rodentia; Cricetidae. Gene Ontology annotation, molecular function: hyaluronic acid binding.